Messenger RNA from Aphis gossypii (cotton aphid), 3386 nucleotides. Its product is annotated as protein cappuccino-like. Gene Ontology annotation, biological process: actin filament network formation; cortical actin cytoskeleton organization. Lineage: Eukaryota; Metazoa; Arthropoda; Insecta; Hemiptera; Aphididae. The record is from RefSeq and is a predicted model, not a curated record. The transcript has 3 exons. Gene Ontology annotation, molecular function: actin filament binding. The coding region runs from base 2561 to 2866 and encodes 101 amino acids. Gene Ontology annotation, cellular component: cytoskeleton; cytoplasm.
UACUGGCGGUAGUGUUGUAUUCAUUACAACCUUCAACGAGAGCAAACCAAGCAUUACAAAUAUUAACAGCCAUCUACCAAACUGUAUUGUAUAUUUUAAGUAUAUAAACCAAACGUUUCUAGUUAUUGAUAACCACCUCAUAAUAGUGCUCUAACCCCCAGCUACGGAAAACUUAUCCAUAACGAAUAGAAUACUUUCCCUGGAUAACUAAUAUCGUAAUAAGUAGGGCUAGGGAAUAUCAUAACAUGCAAACUCCUAGAAGUCCCUAGCCCUAGUAAUAAGGUUCCCCGACCACGUUACAAUAGUACAUUACUAACAUUAUUUUUAAUAACAAACAAUAAUUGUAUUGUACGUCAUAAUUCAUAAUAUACUAUAUUGUUUUCUUCAUAAAAUUUUGUUAUUUUAUUUGUGUAUUGUUUUAUAAUAUACAACCUUUUAUUCGACGAUAAAAUUAGUAAGUACGAAGUAGCAAAAUAACUACUAUCUCUUUCCUGGUUUGUAUUCAUUAUUCAUAUCACAAAACUUUCACAUGUCUAUAAACGCCAAGGAAUAAGACAAUUUUUACGGGCCUGACCUAAAUCGUCUUCUAUCAUCAGUGCACGAGCACCAUUCGAACAGACAAGUGCAGGAGCACAUCAUACAUACCCAAGACUCAUACUCAAAAGAUCCUGCGAGAGACAACUGUGCCGUUUCAUUUUUUUUAAACGAAAUUUAAUUAGUGUUCAGUCAUUUAUUUUUUGAGUAUUUAAAUAAUUCUUACUCUCCUUAUUACGUCGACUGCGUUUUCAGACACAUACUGUAAUGAUAUGUUCAAAUUUACAUAUCAUAAAUUUUGUAAAUUCGUUAUUUUCAUUUAAUAAAAUAUAUAACGGUCGAGUUGUCGUACGCAUGUAAUAAAAUCUAAAAUAACCCCAAUAAAUCAUGUCACUGGUGAUUGGAACGAUUCCUAUUAUCUAGUCUCGUACAGGACACUGUACGGGAUUAUAACGGUACAGCGCAACACAUGCAACUUCUUUCAUGUGCCGCCGGAGACGGGGGAUGGUCCGGUCAGGGUCGCUUUCACCAGGGAAAAAGACAAUUUUCUUUGGGGACACCGACACCUUUGAUCGGGCCGCCGAUGACUCUGGCGGGCCUGACCUAAAUCGUCUCCUCUCAUCAGUGCAUGAGCACCCUCCAUAGCCAGAAGUGCACGAGCACAUCCAAAACAUAUAAGUGCAUGAGCACCACCCAGACAGACAAGUGCAGGAGCACAGCAGAAUUACUCGCAACCACUCAAAGGACAUUGCCUACGACAACUUUACUGUUUCUUUUUCAUAUAACGAAAUUUGUCAAAGUGUUUAGUUAUUUCUUUCUUGAGUGCUAAAAAAUUUAAUAAAUUCUAUCCUUGUUACGUCGACUGCAACCAGAGACAUCUGCGGACAAGGUAAGGUGCAUGCGCAUCCACAUUUAAACAAUAAUAGUAUUAUAGAGUUUACUUGAUCGUUCUCGAAGCUCGACCUCGAGAACCCUCCGACCAUCAGGAGGAAGGUGAUUCCGCAAAUUUAGAGUGAUAAAACAUAGGCUAAAAUAAUCGAUAGAUUUCUAAUAACUUACAAAUAUAUUUGAGGCAAUCAUUCAAGGCUUGUGUCCCUUGUGGUUGCCGAUACAAUUUAUUUAAACUACUUCGCUUAAAUCAAAACAUUAUUUUUAAAAAUAAAAAUAUUAAUCACGUAUUAAUAUUUUUACCUUAACUACUAUUCCUAUUUUUAGUUUCUUUAUUUUUGCGUUAUUACAAUACGGAUAAGGUAAGGUGCAUGAGCAUCGAUAUUUAUAUAGUCAUAAUUUUAUACAGGUAUCAUAUUUUGUUUAUUAAUUUAUAAGAAUUUAAUAAAUUAAUAAUUCGCUUAAUAUUUUAUCAACGGUAUACUUCAUCGUUCUCGAAUCACGACCUCGAGAGCCCUCCGACGAUCAGGAGGAAGGUAAUCGCGCAAAUUUAAAAUAAUAAGUCAUAAGUUGAGAUAACUAAAGAAUAACUAAUAACUUAUAAUAACUUAUAAAUAUAUUUGAGGCAUUCAUUCAAGGCUUGUGUCCCUUGUGUUUGCCUUACAAUUUAUUUAGACCACUCAAUCUCCCAUACAUAAAUAAUACAUUUUAAUAAUAUUAUAAUAUAUUAAUAUUGUUAUUAUUAUAACCAUUAUUUCUUUAAUUUUUCUUUUCUUUUAUUUUUGCGUUAUCACAAUAUGCAUAAAUAUACAAAAUAAAAUUUUAUAUUUCAGAUCUACUGACUUUAAUUCAAACUUGUAGCUUACCUAGAAAUGUUUUAGACUAUUAAAAAAAAACAUGCAAAUGCAUAAAAAUCCGGGCCCUAGUUAUUAUAAAUAUACCUAUUAUAAUAAAUUAUUGAUAUAAUCCGACUUACCAAUUUUUUAAUUGAUUACAUUAUCAGCUCCUAUCAUAAAUAUACCUCUUGAUAAUUUUGUUUAGGUGUUAUAUUAUCGAUUUUUCUUAAAUGAUAUUCUCUAAUAUUACAUUUAUGGAGAAUGGUUUCAUCUGAAAUAGAAUUAUUAUUAAUAGAUAUGGUAUGGAUUUUUCUGCAGAAAUCGAAAAUGCUCUUUAUAAUUUCGAUACGUCUGUAGUAAGUGUUGAAGUACUUCAACAAAUUUAUGAAGUGUCGGCGACAAAAGAAGAAUUGGGAUUAAAAGGUCAUGUGGCAUCUCAUCCGGACCAGCCACUUGAUGACCUAGAACAGUUCCUGUUAGAACUCAGUGAAAUACCACAUUUUGGUGAACGCGUAGCGUGCUUAAUAUUUCAAUCAGAUUUCAAUGACGCCUUGGACAACAUAGCAAACAAACUGAAUAACAUGAAAUUUGAUAUUAAUUUAGCAUAAAAUAAAAAUAUAUUCUGACUACUUCUGCUUUAAUUUAUAGAAUUUUAUAUUAAUUGAUGUGUAUUAUUCAUAUUAGUAUAGAAUGAAUAAGUAUUAAGUAGAUUGCUGAAACUUAAGUAUAGAAAAAUGUAUUAAAUUGAUAAAAUGUAAAUUUUAUUUUAGUGUGCUUUAGUGCAUUUACUAUGAUAACAAUGAUCAUUGUAGUACACGGUGUACUAAAAGAACGAAAAAUGGGAUCUACUAUUUUUCUAAAACCAGAGUCUUUCAUUAUCCUUAAGGGUCUACCAUUGUCCAUUGACUGUGACCAUUUCAAUAUAGCCGUCAAUCACUGCCCGACGUUUUAUUAAUAAGUAGUAUUUAAGAGCCGUACCGAGCCAUUUUUUAUUCCGAGGCAUAACUUUAGCAAUGUCCCCUCCCCCUAGGUGGUGGAAUGAUACACUCGCAGUUUUUGAUAUUUUUCAAUAAAAUAAUAAGAUCAGGAAAAUCUGUAAAUUUUUAAUUAAGUUUCGAGCAAAAAAGA